This is a messenger RNA of Malus domestica (apple), 1343 nucleotides long. RefSeq lists its product as uncharacterized. NCBI's taxonomy places the organism in Eukaryota, Viridiplantae, Streptophyta, Magnoliopsida, Rosales, Rosaceae. The record is from RefSeq and is a predicted model, not a curated record.
UUUUGCUUGACGGACGGUUAGAGACGAUUUUAGGAUUAUUUUCGGCCAUCUGCACCCUUGGGUUGGUUGGAGAUGGCCUCAGGUCUGCUUGCUGGCGGAGAUUGCGAGGGCCGAGUGACCCAGAGACUCAUCUGUCAUCUCUUCUUCUCAUAGGAGAGAGUAGAGAGAGAAGCUAUGGCAAUGUUCGUGGGUGGGAAAUUUCAGCUGGCGAGUAACCCUAGGAUUAACCAAAACGCCAACCACAGCCUGGAGGGCAACAUAAACCCUCGCCGUCUGCCCCACCAUCUCAGGCUGCCGCCUCGACGGCUCAUCUCACUGUCCGUGCAGUCGCAGUAUGUUAACGGAGCAUCUGGGACGUCAGUUUCAUCGCUUUACUCUGAAACCCUCGGAUCUCCAUCACUUUCUCAGACUUCACUUCUUCACCUCCCUCAGUGGAACCUCACCCACCGGCACAUCGUCUUCCUCAAUGUCGUUGCUUGCGCAGUAGCAGUUUCCGCGACGUGGCUCUUAUGCUCUGCGAUCCCCGCCCUACUGGCUUUCAAGAGGGCAGCUCAAUCACUUGAAAAACUGAUGGAUGUUAUUAGGGAAGAGCUUCCCGACACAAUGGCUGCUGUUCGUUUAUCCGGAAUGGAGAUUAGUGACCUCACUAUGGAGCUCAGCGAUCUUGGACAGGAAAUUACACAAGGCGUUAGAAGUUCCACUCGAGCUGUUCGCGUGGCCGAGGAGAGGUUGCGCCGCUUGACAAACAUGGCUCCAUCAGCAUCGGCGCAGGUAGUAAGUCAGAAAACUGAGGUGCCAGGGCCCGUUUUGGCUAAAACUGCAAGAGGCAUACGGGAGGGGAUCGUUAAGGGUCAUGCUCUAUGGCAAAUGUUUUUCACUCUUACCCGGUUUUCUAGCAAUGCACAAGUGGUGUCAUUCACUCGGUUUCAGCUGCGCUGGAAGUUUGGUCCCUAUCCCUUGACUUGCUCAAGGAGACCAGGAAGUGGUCAAUGUGAUUCUAGAAUGCAAGAAGGAUAUAUGGAACAGUAAAGAAAUGUUCUCUCUUGUGGAGGAAUACUUUGAGAAAUAUUCAAACGUUGAACAUUUGUACUUCCCUCGAGUAAAGUCUUAAGCGUGCGCUUAAUAACCAGCUGAUAAUUCAAGCUGCAAUUAGGCAGUUUGAGGAAGAAGUAGGGGCAUGGCCGCAUGGGCAGAUGGGAAGCUGCAAUCAGGCUAUUUGUAAGAACCAGGCAUCGAUGUUUGAGAGACUGCAACUUCGUAAGAGAAAACUUGAUAAGAAGUUGAAAUCAGUGAAAGUUUGGAGGAGGGUGUCAAAUGUUAUUUUUGUUGACACAUUUGUCUCU